CCACAGCACGUCUUGCAGGGUUUGACGUGACAGCAUUAAAUAAUUGAGAGCUGGGAACAUGAGCGGACAUGUUCGCGUGUGUUCAGUGUAUGCGCUUUAAAGUUGCACACCAAAGCAGGCGAGGUUUGGAAGAAUUUACUUUCUCCGUUUCACUUUCACAAAGAGCAGACGAGCCUGCUUUAAGUGGGGCGGGGGGGGCGGGAGGAUGUGAAGCGAACUCCUACUGCUGCUGGCCUCAGACAUCAUGGACACGGGCACAGAGAGCAGACUCCCGCAGGAGUCCUGCUGCUUUAACAGGACUUUUUCCACCCUAACUGUCGAUGAUGUGUACGAAAUAGCCAAGCUGGUCGGCGCUGAGGUGGAGAAGCUUAUCGACGGCUACGGCAAAGAGAGCGUGGAGGGUCUGGUUCCGAAGAUAGUGAAGGUGCUGGAGCUGCUGGAGAGCUUCGUCUCCGGCAACCAGUCGCUCUGUCUGAGGGAAGAGGAGCUGCUGAAGACGUUUGAGCAAAUCCAGCUUCAGCAGCAGAAGAAGCGCUGGGGGAAGGACGGCGAGGAGGGCUACGAGAAAAAUGAAAUCCGGGAGCUGCAGCAGAAGGAGGAACAGUGGGAGAGGAGAUGUGAGGAGCUGCAGGCCAGGUUGCAGAAGCUCCAGGAUGAUAAGAAGGAGCUGAAGAGCAGACUGGAGGGCACCUAUGCCCAGGAAGAUCGUGCUCAGAGGCAGGAGCGGGAGGUGAUGCUGAAGCUGAAGGGGGUGGUGGACAAGCAGAGAGACGAGCUGAGGGCGAAAGUCCAGGAGAUCGCCACAGUCUCCAAAGAGGUGGAAGCGCUCCAGGAGCAGUUGGACCGCUUCAUGAAGAUGAACGAAGAGUUGCGGCACAAGCAGAACGUGCUGCAGACGCAGCUGAAGAGCAUGGUGGAGAGGAAGGCCGACGUGGAGACGGACCUGAAGGAGAAAAACAAGGAGAUAGAAAGGCUCCAAAGACAGCUGAACAAAGCCAACGCACAGCUGAACAAAGCCGACGGAAACAGCUCUCUGCCCAGUCCAAGUCAAACUGCUAAAGAGUCGGCCGAAAAGCCAACCGUUGAGCAGAACGACUUUGAUCAGCCGUGCUUCACAAAGAAGGAGGUGCGGGACAUUCUGUUUGAGAGGAACGAGCUGAAAACCAACCUCUUCCUGGUGCAGGAGGAGCUCAGCUACUACCAGAGGGAGAUUUUGAAUGAGGAGAGGUGUCCAGGCUUCCUUUUGGAAGCUGUCCGAUCGGCAAUCAAAGAGCGGAGGAAGCUGAUAAAGGCGAAGAUGCUGGGGAUUCCACUGAGCGACUGCAGCAUCAGUGAUAAGGAAGAGACGGGUUCCCUGAACGGGCAGACAGAAGUGGAUCACUCAGAAGUAGACGGGCCUAGCAAACCAGCUGAGUCACGCAUUCGGCACCUCUUCGGCUUUCUGACGCGCGCGGGCAGCAUCAGGAACCCCACCCACAUGAGCAACUCUGCCUCCAGCUGGGAGAUCCUGGGAGAAACGGAGGCCAGCGAGGAGACGGAGCCACAGCCGACUUCUUAACGCCGGUCGGGAGAGGCUGCUGCGAGGUUCCUCUCUGCUUUCAGCCGCUCCUCCCCCUCACCCUGCAGCUCGUAGCAGAGCACCUGUUGGUUCAGAGAAAGUUAUUUUAGCGCUCCUCGUGCUUGGGUGAAACAAAACUAAGUAUCUUAGGAGAAGACAUAGUAAUAUGUCAGUAAUUUUAAUAAACAAACCCUCUAACUCUCACUUUUCAGCUGUCUUUCAGUCAUGACUUUUGCUCAGUAAGAGCUUAGACACUGAUUAAGUGGUACUAAUGUAAAUGCAAGAGGGACAUGUUUAAACUCUUAAACCUUUUUUUUUGUUCAGCAAUUAAAACAAUCAAGUGUAUUUAUACUUAUAUACGAGAAACAUUUAAAUAUUUUUAAUUAUGGAGAAAUCUAACAUAGUAUAUAUUUUUAUAUUUAUCUUCAAAUAUAUUUAGCUAAGACCAAAGACAGGAAGAUCAUUUAAUUUUUCUCAGUUUUUUCACUGUUGGUAGGCAAAUGCCCACAUGAAUAUUGGACACGUGCUAAAAAACAAAAAACAACUUAUUUCUAAUUUUACUGGUUUGCUCUUGAAUUUGUGAAUUGUUCAGUUGAAGUAUUGACCUAUAUUGUAUGAUAGAAGUUUGUCAUAAUAAGAAGCACUUAUCUGUUCUAUAUGGUGGCAUUUUAUUUCAGGUGAAUAUAUUUUUUCCUUAAACUCUGUAGUAAAUUCUUAGGUUUAAUAUCUGUCAUGAUUUUGGGAGCUUUAAUCCACAGGAAAAAUAGAAAACUUUUUUUUUUUUUUGCCUCUGAAUCAUUUUAUUUCCUCUUUCUUUCUGGUAGCUCUAGCAUUUUUACCCCUUACGCCUUAACUUACUGUUUAUAUCGUUUAAGAUGUAUUUUUCUGCUGCUACGUCAUUCAUUAUUUGAACAGAGCAACAGUAUUGGCCGGUGUGUAUUGGAUAUUUGGUGCCCUGAUUGGCUGUUAUCCAAGCUUCUGGAUAGUCAUGACUUCAUUUUGAUGCGUGCUUUCAAAGCCACCACUUCCAGCUAACAUGCAGGGAUGAAGUCACCACUUUUACUUUGUCUAGCCCCUCCUCCUCCCUACUCAUACAGGCCAGUGGCUUAUGUCAUUGAGGGACAAACGGUGAACACCCAAAGAGGACUGUCUUCUGAAAACAAAGUUUGGAGUUUAUUUUUGUAAGCAUGUUUGUAACCGUUUGCAGACAUACAUUUUACUGGAUGUUACAUAUCUGCAAAAUCUGGAUUCUCAAUAAAAACAUGAAACAUAC
This is a messenger RNA of Poecilia latipinna (sailfin molly), 2831 nucleotides long. RefSeq names its product Rab interacting lysosomal protein (gene rilp). The record is from RefSeq and is a predicted model, not a curated record. Gene Ontology annotation, biological process: cilium assembly. Lineage: Eukaryota; Metazoa; Chordata; Actinopteri; Cyprinodontiformes; Poeciliidae. Bases 245 to 1558 code for a protein of 437 amino acids. The transcript is spliced from 8 exons. Gene Ontology annotation, cellular component: cytoplasm; ciliary basal body. Gene Ontology annotation, molecular function: protein dimerization activity; dynein light intermediate chain binding; small GTPase binding.